Molecule: messenger RNA, 839 nt
Organism: Pocillopora verrucosa
Lineage: Eukaryota; Metazoa; Cnidaria; Anthozoa; Scleractinia; Pocilloporidae
Source: RefSeq, a predicted model, not a curated record
ACCUUUCGUUGCUUAAAGCAAGAGAGAGCUUCACAUUAUAUAAGAUGAAUUCCCUUUUCAGAGUUUCUAAUUGGCUGUUCGGGCCAAUACUGUUGGUGAUUCUAAUCUCAUCUUCAGCGUGUACAUUUAAAAAUUGUGCUGAGCUGCACAGAUCUGGUCAGAGAAUCAAUGGUAUUUAUACAAUCAAACCUGACAACUCACAAGCCUUUGAUGUAUACUGUGACCAGACAACAGACGGUGGAGGCUGGACAGUGUUCCAGAGAAGACUAACUGGUUCCGUUGAUUUUAACCGCAGUUGGGCUGACUACAAACAUGGUUUUGGAAGUUUCCUCGAUGGUGAAUUUUGGCUUGGACUGGAUAAGAUCCUCCGGCUGACUAAAAAGAAUAAAAACAACAGGCUUAGAGUGGAUCUGGGGGUCGAUUCUAAAACAAUUGUUUACGCUGAAUAUAAAUGGUUUGGAAUUGCGAACGAAACGGCUGAGUACCAGCUGAACAUUGGCAAUUUGGCAAAUAAGUCAAUAAAAGCAAUAAUUAAUGACAAGUAGCUUCGUUGCGUGACAAUAAAUGAAACAGUGAAGCAAAAGGAUACGACUUUCUGGGGAAAAAGAAAAUGAUUGUAGUACCUAUCAGUCGACAGACAAAACGAUUAAGAUCUCUAACUCUCGGGACUUGACUGGUUUUCCCGGUCUUGAAAUCAAAGCCAGAGGGUAAAGAAGAUGAAUUUGGUCCAUCGAGUAUCAACAAAAUGACUACACUGAAGAGCUCAGUUAUAGCCGUCGUUACUAUCGAAGUAAGCCUCAUAUAAGCUUUUUAACAAUAAAUCACCUCGACUAUUUUUU